Messenger RNA from Zingiber officinale, 1625 nucleotides. RefSeq names its product EID1-like F-box protein 2. The transcript has 4 exons. Lineage: Eukaryota; Viridiplantae; Streptophyta; Magnoliopsida; Zingiberales; Zingiberaceae. Gene Ontology annotation, molecular function: protein binding. The record is from RefSeq and is a predicted model, not a curated record. The coding region runs from base 493 to 1245 and encodes 250 amino acids.
AGAUUCAGUUUCCCUGCUGCCUGCUUGUCUUCUCCGUCUCACUCUUUCCGUCUCAGACAAAUCGGGUGGUAAAGAUCGAGCUUUUGGACGGAAAUGCCCUCGGAAAGGGACUGCGUGGUGAAGAAGUGUCCGGCAAAGUAGGACGGCAUCAUCGUGAUUUCGUGCUCCGUGAGUGGCUUUUUCUUCGCCCGUUGUUCCUUUCGUCGCCAAGCAAGCAAGCAACGAUGAGAUAGAUCUGUCUCUCGACCUGGUGCUGUGCUCCGGCCGGGGUUCAAAGGCGACGGCUGUCCUCUUCCGAGCUUCUGUAUGCGGAGCAGGGAGGAUUAGGAGGGGCUUCUACGUUAGGGAUUGAAGAGUGAAGCCAUGGGGAUUGGUACUCGUUUAUCAACCGGAUGAAAGUUAAUAUUAUUUUGGAAAAUUAAGUGGUUAUUCUGUCACUGAGAUAAAGUCAGGCAGUUGUUUGCUAGUGAGGAACAGGAGUGUAGUUUGUACAUGCUUGUUGAUAAAAUGUUGGUACCGAAACAAUAUCGUUGCACACACUCAGCUACAUGCUUAUGCACAAAGGGUCACUUGAGUGAGGAUGCAAUCUACCUUGUCUUCCAGCAUCUGAACUGGAACCCAAGAUUGAUUGCAGUUAUGUCUUGUGUUUGCAAAUGGUUUGAUGAAAUUGCCAAGUGCAUCUUCUGGAAAGAGUUUUGCCGAACAAGGGCCCCAAAAAUGAUGCUGGAUUUGCAGUCCUGUGGAAGUCACAGUGUUGAUGGAAACUGGAAAGCACUUGGAAAGCUUCUCAUUCAUUGUUCAGGUAGCAGCAUCUGUAGUAUUGCCCAUGUCCCAGGUCACUUUGUUUACAGGACUAGGUUUUCUAGGACUUCAGGAAAAAGCUUUCUUCUUCCACAGUGCAAGACAGACGUCUUGUAUGUGUCAGACCCUUGUGAACAUCUUGAUCAAGGAGAUGAUGGUGAUGUAGGAAGCUUUCGUGGCAUGUUCAAAUCAUUUUCUGUGUCGAAGGUAAGGAAGAUGCUUAUUGAUAGGCAGGUCCAAUUCCAUCCGACACAGGUGUGCCCAUAUUGCAAGGCAAAAUUGUGGAAUAUGCUGCAGGCCAAUAUGAUACCUAGGAGUGCUUGCAACAGGUUGGGUGCUUAUGAUGACAGCAUUGAGUGUUUUGUAUGUCUCAAUGGGCACAUGUUAGGUGCAUGCACUCUGCUACCACUAUCUGACUCUGAGGGAGCAUCAGAUUUUGACUAAUGCUCAAAUAUGCUCAAAAUUUGUGUGAGAAGUUUCAGUCGGCGGGACUGACAAAGAAAAUCGAGCAGAUGAUGAUACACUAUCAGCAGCAAUCUGGUGGGUUGCAUGCCUCAAAUGCGUCCUAUGAGCCCAGAGAUCAGAACUUGUUUGAAGAACAAGAGAAAAAUUGCAGCAUGAGGAAGUGAAUGAGUAUUGAUCUGGAGAAUCUUGUUUGAAUGCUGCAUCAAAAUUCAAGACUAAAACUGUUUGGGAGACCAAAAGUUUGGAGUUCUUUUUAUUGUUUGGAAAACCAAAAUUUUUAUUAUCGCUUAAAUACUAUGCUUCCUUGGAACGGUGAUGGUCUUACAAGAUUUAUAACAGCUUCUAUGAAGUAGAUAAAA